AGUUAAAAGAUGAAAAACAGAACUGGAGGUUUAUUCAGAGAGAACUCGGCUCUGGUCAAGAGGGAGAGAUGGGAGUAACAAAGGAAGCGGUUGAAGCUGCCCUAACAUCUAAAAUGAGCCCCUCUCAUCUGGAAGUAAUCGACACAUCGGGAGGCUGUGGCGCAAGCUUUACUAUUGAGAUUGUUUCUGAACAAUUCGAAGGGAAGAGGUUGCUCGAGAGGCAUCGUAUGGUAAAUGCUGCAUUGGCAGAGGAGAUGAAAGAGAUACAUGCUCUUUCCAUCAAGAAAGCUCUCACUCCUCUCCAAUGGCAGCAACAGCAAGAGGCAGCAGAGAAAACGUCACAGUGAGAUCCUAAAACUAUUUUCUUACCUACCAGUGGGACAAAUGUGUAAUGUAAUAUGUAUGACCCUGUUUUUCCUCAUGAAUGAGGGAAAAUAAUGAAGAUUGCUUGAAUAUCUAUUUA
Amborella trichopoda is the source of this 463-nucleotide messenger RNA. Its product is annotated as BolA-like family protein. Gene Ontology annotation, cellular component: cytosol; nucleus. Gene Ontology annotation, biological process: protein maturation; intracellular iron ion homeostasis. The record is from RefSeq and is a predicted model, not a curated record. Gene Ontology annotation, molecular function: 2 iron, 2 sulfur cluster binding. Lineage: Eukaryota; Viridiplantae; Streptophyta; Magnoliopsida; Amborellales; Amborellaceae.